UUCGGCAAUUGACUUAGAUGAAAAUGGUCGCAUAUGAAACUUGUUUUGGGAAGAUGCAAGGAGUAGGGCGACUUAUAAAGCAUUUUGGGGAUGUUGUCUCCUUUAACGCAACCUAUUUGACAAACAAAUAUUAUAUGCCAUUUGCUCCGUUUGUAGAAGUUAAUCACCAUGGACAGUCAAUAUUGUUUGGUUGUGGGUUGUUAUCUAAUGAGAACAUUGAGACGUUUGUGUGGCUCUUCAAAGAAGGGCUAAGUUGCAUGUCAGAUGCUCCCUCAAAAGCUAUAAUAACUUACUAGUGUAGAGCUAUGCAAAAUGCCAUAGAAAUCGUCUUCCCACAGGCUUGACAUCGUUGGUGCUUACAGCAUAUAAUGAAGAAAAUUCUAGGGAAAUUAAGAGGAUAUUCGCAAUAUGAAUCCAUAAAGGUUGCUUUGCAAAAUGCAAUUUAUGAUUCAAUUACAAAAGAUGAAUUUGAGGCAUAUUGGCUUGCAAUGGUUGAAAAAUUCAAUCUGAAUGACAACGAGUGGUUGGAGGUAUUAUACCAUGAGUGACAUAGGUGGAUUCUUGCCUAUGUUAAAGACAUAUUUUGGACUGUCAUGUCAAGUACACAACAAAGUGAGAGCAUGAAUGCAUUUUUUGAUGGAUAUGUGAACUCGAAGCCUACUUUAAAGCAAUUUGUUGAACAGUAUGACAAUGCCUUGAGAAGUAAGGUGGAGAAGGAGACAAAAGCAGAUUUUAAAUCUCAUAACCAAUUGUAUGAUUGCUUAACAGUGUAUCAUUUUGAGAAGCAAUUUCGUCCAGCAUACACAAAUUCAAAAUUUAAAGAAGUUCAAGCAAAAAUGAAGCAUCUAGUGUACUGUCGUCCGAAUCUUGUCAAAGAGGAGGGUACACAUGCAUUCCAACCACAUAUACUAACUUUAGGGCUACUCUAAAUCCAAAGUUGCAUGAUAACUAUCACAAGACGUUGGAUGAGAUCCUAGAACUUGCCACCAAUGAUGAUGGUAAACACAAAGUGAUUCAACUUGGGUUGAUGGAAAUCAAGGAUCGAGUGGGAACAAUUGAAUCAGGUAGCGGGAGUAAUGUGCCAUGUAGUAGUAUUGUACCACCUUCUACUAGUAUUGUACCGCUUUCCCAUCCUUUACUAAAAAGUCCGCCUAGUCUUAAUACUACAAAAGCAAGCAACACUCACAAGGUACUCAGUCCUUUGGUUGCUCAUCGAAGAGGCCGUCCAUGUACGAAACGGAAGGUUAGCAAGGUUGAUCAAAUAGUGAAUCGGUUCAAGGGAAAGAAUAAGAAGACUACUCCCGUACAGGUGCCGCAAGAUCAACCUUACUAUUUUCCUUCUAUGGUUGGCACACAAGACAAUAUGUAUCUACCGGUGCCGCACGAUCAACCUUACUAUUUUCCUUUUAUGGUAGGCACACAAGACAGUAUAUAUGUACCGGCAUGGGUUAGCCCAAUGCAAACGGCGGGACAAUAUUGGAAGUACAUCUCGUACUCAAUCAGGAAUGAUCAAUAAUAUCAGUAAUCAAAGUUCGACAGUAGCAUCAACAUUUGUUGACUUGAAUAUAGAUGUGGAUCCAAAUGCCCUAUUUUUUUUAUUUUAUUUUAGUUUUGCAGUAGUAAUUGUAUGACAUUCGUAUGUAGACUUUGGAUCCAAAUGUUGGCUUUAUUUUGUGGCAGUUUGUGUUUGGUUAAUUUAUUUAUCCAACAAUAGAAGUAUGUUUUGUGUUUGUGUUGGCAGUAUGUUUUGCAACAAUGGAUAUAUUAUGGCUGUAGUAUGUUGGGUUCAU
Camellia sinensis is the source of this 1790-nucleotide messenger RNA. RefSeq lists its product as uncharacterized. The record is from RefSeq and is a predicted model, not a curated record. Lineage: Eukaryota; Viridiplantae; Streptophyta; Magnoliopsida; Ericales; Theaceae.